Molecule: messenger RNA, 1662 nt
Organism: Zymoseptoria tritici IPO323
Lineage: Eukaryota; Fungi; Ascomycota; Dothideomycetes; Mycosphaerellales; Mycosphaerellaceae
Exons: 2
Coding region: 1-1662 (553 amino acids)
Molecular function (GO): protein binding
Source: RefSeq, a predicted model, not a curated record
AUGGCGAACAAAGCUGUCCUUCACUUCGACUCUGAACUGUAUGGCACACUCUUCGCCGGCGCCGGGACCAUCACUUCGAUCGACGAAAGCAAGAUGGACCCCUCCGCGAUUCUACUGGAGCAUCCCGCGCCGCCAGCGCAGGACGACAAUGCGACCAAGCACCUCAAAUGGGUCGACCGCAUCUCAAAGCAAGGUCCAUGGGACGAAAGCAUCGAUCCGCCCAAUCUCAGCGGCCCACCAGCUCUGCCCAUGCCAGUUGAGGUAUCGGAUGCUGAAUCAUUGGGGGACUUCUUCUCCCAUCUCCGCAAUAAUGGAACACAUCAAGCAGUCGACAAUGCAGUCGUGGACGUGGAACCUCAUCACGACACCGAACUGCUGGAGUUUGAGAAAGGCGUCAUCUACGCGGACGGCCGCAUCGAUUUGUGCAAGAACGUCACGGGCCCGGCUCAUAUCGGCUCCUUGAUGUCGUCUCUCAGGACUAACGAGUUCGCCAAACAUUUCCUCCUAGGAAACAACAUCAUCGGCCCAACCGGCGCAAAAGAGAUCGCCACCUUCAUCCACGACUUCCCAAAUCGUUUCGAGACCUGGUACCUCGCCGGCAACUGCAUCGACGCAGCCAGCUUCUCCCUCCUCGUCGACGCCAUGAUCACUUCCCCUAUCAUCACCAACGUUUGGCUCAAGCGCAACCCUCUCACAUCCACCGCCGCCCGCGACAUUGCCCGUCUGAUUAUUCACUCCCCAAACCUCCGCACCUUAGACCUCGACCAAACAAACCUCUCCGACGCCGGUGUCGCGUCCCUCUUCAACUGUCUGACUGCGCGCAACCAACCCAUCGCUCUCCGCCAAAUCUACCUCAACGCCAACGGCAUCCAUCGUCGCGCCUGCACAGCAAUCGCAACCUACCUUGUCACUGCCAAUUGCCAUUUGCAUUCUCUGUACCUAUCCAACAACCCGAUCGGCUCCGCCGCCUCCCUCCUCGCUCCAGGCCUUGCGCGCACACGCGACCUCUACCGACUCGUCAUGCAAUCCUGCGGUCUGACAUCCACAUCCCUCUCCCCUCUGCUUACAGCCAUUAUCGCCCGUCGAGAGUUGAUGGUCAUCGACUUCGGACAGAGCUAUGCAACCGAAGAUCUUGGUGCACGAUACAACUGGUUCACGGACGAGUCAACUCCAGCUCUGAUCGAUCUCGUGAAGAGGGCGAGGUUGCUGCACUUCAAAAUUGGACUGCAGCCCAUGUCUCAGACCGCGGUCAACGAGCUCACGACGGCCGUUAUCGAGGAGUCCAAGACUCUGCUUGUGUUUCACGCACAGCCUCUGCUCAAAGGCAAGAGGACGUAUGCUGAAGUGAAAGCCGGCCAACUCUCCGCCCGCCUCCGCCCCCUCCUAACCACCACCCUCGAAACCAACAUCAUCGACCAAUACGCCAGAUAUUGCAAGAAAAGCGAUGUAGCGCGCAAUCUCGCGGAGUUUGAAACCAAAUGGAAACGCUUUCUGCUCUCUCCGGAGGAUGUGCGGUUUAUCGAUAGCGUGUAUCGGAAUCGAGAUGCCGGGUUGGCGAGACGGGGGUUGAUGGUGCUGAAGAAGAAGUGGGAUGAGGGGGAGGGUGUUCCGGAGGGAGGUGACAGAAGGGUGGCUGAGGGUGAGGUGGGAGGUGAGGAUUGA